AUGAGUGCAACAGUAAUUUCUAAAAAUAUCCUCUUGGUUGGUAAUUCCUUUGGUGGAUACUCCACUUUGAAAUCGUUGGUUAUCAAUUUGACCAAUACUUCAAAGACCUACUUAAACCCAACAAAUUCACAAUUAAAUGUCAAUAUCACUCUUUUGGAACCAAGAGAUGGGUUGGUUAAUAUCUUGGGGAUUCCUUUAUCAAUAAUUGAUCCCAAAUAUGCUGCCACAACUUAUUUCAACUUUGAUCAAAAUACCACUAAUUUGCCAAUAAAUUCUAAAGACUCGUUAUCUCUUUCUAAUCAUGUUCAGGUCAAGAUCAAUCACGUAAAGGAAUUUUGCAGAUUUCUACAUCCAGACCAUGCUAUCACAGACAAAGACCAGGUCUUAAAUUUUGAUUACUGUGUUUUAGCAACCGGCAGAAAAAGAGAUUGGCCAUUUGAUCCAAAGGGAUUAACCAAAAAUGAAUUUAUAAAGGAAAUGGAAGAAUCUUUAAAGCAAAUUGAAGAUGCAAAAUCAAUUGUUGUUGUUGGUGGUGGUGCAUUAGGUGUCGAAGUAGCGGGGGAGAUAAAACAACACUACCCAGAUAAAUCAGUUAAACUAAUCCAUCCACAUGCAACGAUUUUGAAAGAGCCAAAAUUGCCUAAGGAAUUUACUGAAACUUCAACCAAGCUUUUACAGGAUAAGAUCGGCAAAGAAAACACUCUUUUAAAUACAAGAGUUUUGUUUGAAGAAAAAAAAAAAGGAGAAGAAUCAAUAACUGUAGUCACCAAUAAUCCCCAAAAUAAAUUGAAAUGUGAUUUGGUUUUGUGGUGCAUUCAUCAUUCAAACAAUAUUAAAUUUCUUGAUUACAAAGAUUCCAAAUUUGCUGAUUCAAUCAAUGAAAAGAAUGAGCUCAAAAUUAAUGCUGAUUGUUCUGUGAAAGGGUUUGAAAAUAAAAUUUUCGCUACUGGUGAUAUUACAGACUUGGACGUGAUCAAGAGUGCAGGGGGAGCUGUUUUCUGUGGCAAUAUAAUUGGCGAAAAUAUUACAAAAUUAAUACUAGCUCCAUCAGAAAUAUUGAACCAAGUUGCUGUCUGGGGUCCUGGAAUGGCCAUCACUUUUGGAAACAACACCACCAUAAGCUACCAAAGAGAUACUCAGAAGACAGAGGUCAACAAUCCUGAGAUUUUGGAAUUCUAUAAGACCUAUUGCAAUUCCUACCUUGCUGCCAACCUUGGCCUACAAUAA
Molecule: messenger RNA, 1227 nt
Organism: Ascoidea rubescens DSM 1968
Lineage: Eukaryota; Fungi; Ascomycota; Saccharomycetes; Ascoideales; Ascoideaceae
Exons: 1
Coding region: 1-1227 (408 amino acids)
Cellular component (GO): cytoplasm
Molecular function (GO): electron-transferring-flavoprotein dehydrogenase activity; flavin adenine dinucleotide binding
Source: RefSeq, a predicted model, not a curated record